AUGGAUACCAUCUUAGUUUUCAGCUCAAUCAUUACAUCCUACGAUGCCAACAAGAAAGGAAAUGGCUUUCUUUCUUGGAGGGUGCUGUCACAAUUUCAAACUCAGAGACAGCAGUUGCCAAGCCUCUUCCCAAAGAAUGUGAGAAGGAUCAGGGAUGCACUAAUGCAACAAGUUCAGGCAGAAGCCAAAAGGUCCAAAUUCAUCCAAAAUCAGACUGUGGCUACCCUCCACUGCCUUGGCUCUGGGAGCAAAGUAAAAGUCAACCUUGUAUAUCUGGAGAAAAGGUCAAAGGUCAAGCAUACUCUGAAGAACCUGAGAGUCACUGCUGCUCCCUACAGAAACAGCACUGCCUCCCUAAGCUGUCAUCUAACCCUUACAUCCAAGUUUCAGACUGGAUCCCUUCUAACAGGCAAAGUAUCAAUGCCUGGGAGCCAGAGAGCUAUGCCAAUGCCAGCAGUUGUGGAGAAGGCAAAGGAAAGAAGACCAGCAACCUGGGGCAGGUGA
This is a messenger RNA of Equus quagga, 504 nucleotides long. RefSeq names its product chromosome 11 C17orf78 homolog (gene C11H17orf78). The record is from RefSeq and is a predicted model, not a curated record. The coding region runs from base 1 to 504 and encodes 167 amino acids. The transcript has 6 exons. NCBI's taxonomy places the organism in Eukaryota, Metazoa, Chordata, Mammalia, Perissodactyla, Equidae.